Molecule: messenger RNA, 1916 nt
Organism: Chelonoidis abingdonii (Abingdon island giant tortoise)
Lineage: Eukaryota; Metazoa; Chordata; Testudines; Testudinidae
Gene: METTL26
Product: methyltransferase like 26
Source: RefSeq, a predicted model, not a curated record
CCGGACGGCUCUGGUUCUGGGCUCCGCCGGCGAGGUGUGGCGCAGAGGAGCUUUGCCGGCACUGGGGCUGCGGCGGUACCGGCUCCCAGGGUCCGUCCCUGCAGCAUGAUCGUGGCAGCGGCGGCGGAGCGGAACAAGGAGCCCAUCCUGCGGGUGCUGCGGGACUACGUGAGCCCCGGCGCGGCCGAGGUGCGGCUGCUGGAGGUGGCGUCGGGCUCGGGGCAGCACGCGGUGCAUUGCGCCCGGGCGCUGCCCAACUUGCUCUGGCAGCCCUCCGACGUGGAGCCCAAGUGUCUCGAGAGCAUCUCUGCGUUCAUUGCAGCACUGAAAGUCAGGAACGUGAGGCCGCCAAUUUUCCUGGACUCGUCCCAGAGCUGGGAGACAUGGGGUGGCGUGAGGCCCAACACGCUGGAUCUCAUUGUCAACAUCAACAUGAUGCACAUCUCUGAGAUGAGGUGCACUGAGGGUUUGUUCAAAGGAGCAGGGAAACUGCUGAAACCCAAAGCUGUUCUGAUCACCUAUGGGGUAAGCAAUGGCCCUUCGAUGGGCUCAGCCCAGCUGGGCUUGGACGCUCUGUGUGCCUGCAGUCCAGCCCUACGCCAUCAACGGACGGAUCAGCCCGCAGAGCAAUGUAGACUUCGACUGCUGCCUGAGGCAGAGAAAUCCGGCAUGGGGCCUUCGGGACACGGCUCUGCUGCAGCAGCUGGCCGAGGCCAACGGGCUGUGUCUGGAGAGGAUGGUGGACAUGCCCGCGAACAACAAGUGUCUCAUUUUCCGCAAGCAGUGACCUGCAGAGCCCACCCCAGGGGCCAGCUGCCUGCUGAACUGCACCCCGUGGCUUUUCAGUGUCCAUAGCACUCUGUGGGUCUUUUCGUGGAGCCGCCCUGCCGGAGACGCACCGCCAGGAUUGAUACUGACUGACUUUAGGUGGAUGUUGCUGCUAAUGUGCAGUGGAGGGGCUGUAUUGUAUGUAGCUUGUGUUCCUGCUUCCCAAAGCCUCCAAAGAUGAGGCCACAAAACCAGGGUCUCUAUUGCAAGCUCACCUGCGCUGCUUGCUUCUACCUACCUGAGCUGAUCAGGUCUUGGCAGCCUACGGUGGCCUAUUGUCAUGUCCCAAGGGGUGAGGGGACCGGCUGAGGAAUAAGCCACCCAAGUGGAUACACAGCUUGGGUCACCUCUUCCACUGGAAUGUAGCCUCUGCAGUCGAGCCAGGUCUACCCGUCUCUCUUGGUGACUGUUCCACAGCCCCCAUGGGCCUCUGCCUCAUUUUAGUUACACUUCUGUAGCUCUUUAUUUUUCUCUGCUCAAACCGAAUGUUCCCUGAGCUCGAAAACCAGCAGUGCCAUUUGGCUACCUACUAAGUGGCUUGGUAUCAGGAGCUGAGCACCCACGGCUCCUAUUGACUUGAGCAGGUGCAAGAGCCUCUGACCCCACACCAGCUUAUUUAGGGGCCUCACCUCAGGUACACUGGUCCUGACAGACUGGCCCGAGGAGCACGAAACAACCCGCAGGCCGGCUCACUGGCCAGUCUGAAUGCCUUCCACCCUCCCCCCACGUGCCCCCGCUUUGUGAGCAAUCCCAGGCUAGGCUGCCAAGGAGGUAAUGUGAACGGGGACUAAAAUAUAGGGGUGGAAGUUUGCCAAAGUGCCAGAUUUAGGGGUAUAGGUCCUCUCACUGUUUGAAGGGAAUUUGGCUCCUAAAUCACAUGGGCACUGGAGACUCUCACGCUAGCUACUGUACUAAAAAAAAAAAAAAUCCUGCAUGGUUGCUAUAGGCUAUGAGGGGCUCCCUCUAGCGGCAUGAGUGUGGCACGGCAUUGAUUUGGGUUUCAGGCGGGCAGGACCAGUUCCUCCAAGGAGGCUGCUGCACUGGAUCAUGUGGCCUUUGGCACAAUAAAGAAGUUGCUUUUGCUGGUA